Molecule: messenger RNA, 1408 nt
Organism: Adelges cooleyi (spruce gall adelgid)
Lineage: Eukaryota; Metazoa; Arthropoda; Insecta; Hemiptera; Adelgidae
Exons: 3
Coding region: 429-932 (167 amino acids)
Source: RefSeq, a predicted model, not a curated record
UGUAUAUACGGCUGUUUGCGCGAACGAACGCCACCGCAAGAAGGUGAAUCGUUCAAAAUGUGUACGUUGAAUCGGUCGUGUGCCGUUCAGUGAUUCACGGCCACUGCGGUCGUGUGGUGUAUGCUGUGUCUAUCUAUAAUAUUAUCAAUUAUUAUUGUUAUUAUCAUCAUUAUUUCAGCGUCGAGUCGGCGCGGUCAAAAACACAUUCGUUUCGUUAGCUAAUAAACAAAAACAGUAUUAAAAAUAUAUUAUCAGUAGAUGCCGAACCGGCGGUGGUGAAACAGUAAAAAAAAAGAGUCUCACGAAUGAUAAAAAAAAAAUUGUGGCCAAAAUCGGUACGAACAAGGGAUUUGUGACACGGGCCGGUCACAUGCGCCUCCAGCAAUCGGAUAAUGGCAGGACUUUGAUGGCGGUAUCAAAGAAGUGUGAUGCCGUUCAAUGGAAAUGUGGCGGCCAAGUAUUUGGUCAUGGCAUCGCAGGUGAUUGCCUGGUGCACAGUGAGCGUGAUGCUCUUGCGCAAAGGACUCAACCAGGUGCAAACUUCGUCCCAGCAUCAGAACAAUGAUGGAAAUUCGUUUGGGAACAACACAGCAUCUACGGACGAUCAAGACACCAAGGCGUUCAACAACAACGGGACGCCGGCCAUCGUGGCCGGGAUUAUAAUGAUUGCCAUUGCUCUGAUCAUGUUAAUCAUAAGUCCGACCAUUAUGUUUAUGAAAAUUUUGGAAAAACGCAAAGAAAGGAGACGUACCGCCAUCUUGGAAUCACCGCCCAAGUACGAAGAUGUGGUUGAAAGCGCUCCUAGAUAUUCGUCCCUGUUCGUUUUCAACAGUCACGGUGACAUAACUCUGUUGUCUACUGGUAAAAUUGUCCAGAACAAAAAUACUACUACUAACGAAAAACCAACUACCAGAGUCGAUAAACCGUUAUGAAAUUAAUAAUAAAUUAAAAAUAUAUAUAUAUAUAAAUGUAUGUAUUACACAUAUAUGUUAUUAUAUAUAUAACUACAUUGCGUACAAUGUUUUUACUUAUAGGUCCAUUUUAUUGUAAUGUAUAAUUAAGUAUUAUCUAGGUAUACUCUAAAAAAAAAAAAACUAUAAUUUUAAGUUUAACAUAGUUUAGUUGUUUAAUUAUAAAUAUGUAUAUUGUUUAAUUUAAGUUAACACUUAACACCACCAUCCAACAUGUUUAAAAUAGAGCCGGGGAUGUUAUAAUAUAAAUAUUAAAGUGUAUACCUAGGAAUACCGAUAUUAUUGUGUUAAUAAUAUACGUAUACAUUUGUUAACUUAAGUUUUUUGUAGUAAUGUAGACUACAGUUAAUCAGGAGUUUAUACAUUGUUUGAGAUUUUAUUUUUGAUACCAUUGUCUUCGUUUCAAAGUGGAAUAAUAUGUUUUUUUUUACUAAUAA